AUGAAGGCGCCGAAUCCUGACGACAUCGUCGUGAACGAGACUCUGGGCAGCGACGAUGAGUACGCGGCGGCGGCGGGCCCGAUUCCCACGUUCCCUGAGAAGUGGAUCGCGGAGGCUUGGGAUCAAGUCCCCAAGCAGAUCAUCAUCGACGCGUUCCGCCACUGUGGGAUCUCAAGCAAGCUGGACGGAACGGAGAACCACCUGGUGAUGUCUCACCUGCGCGCCAGGAGCACCACUGAUGUCUCCGCGGACAUGUCCCUCGGGGGGACCACAGGCGACAACACGCGCCUGCUCGGUCGGGCUCCAGAGGAGGAGGAGGAGGAGGAGGAGGAGGUGAUGCAGGCGGAGGGCGUGCGGGAGGUGGCAGUGGCAACCGGCCUGGAGGUGCUGUACCAGGAGACCCCCAACUACCGCGGGGCGGCGGCCGAGGCUGACCGCAUGAUCGAGCCUAGGGAGACGGCUAGGCAUGCCUGGCGAGUGCCAGACCUGGGUGUAGAGCCUGUUGUUAGCGCAGGCGAGGAGGCGGUGACUGAGGGGGGUUAG
Closterium sp. Naga37s-1 is the source of this 543-nucleotide messenger RNA. NCBI's taxonomy places the organism in Eukaryota, Viridiplantae, Streptophyta, Zygnematophyceae, Desmidiales, Closteriaceae. The record is from the annotation of a GenBank genome assembly.